Messenger RNA from Triticum aestivum (bread wheat), 907 nucleotides. Its product is annotated as transcription factor MYB1. Gene Ontology annotation, biological process: cell differentiation; regulation of DNA-templated transcription. Gene Ontology annotation, cellular component: nucleus. Bases 99 to 905 code for a protein of 268 amino acids. The transcript is spliced from 3 exons. Gene Ontology annotation, molecular function: transcription cis-regulatory region binding. The record is from RefSeq and is a predicted model, not a curated record. NCBI's taxonomy places the organism in Eukaryota, Viridiplantae, Streptophyta, Magnoliopsida, Poales, Poaceae.
GUGCUGCCAUCUCCGAUCGAUCCGCCAUGGCUGUAUCUGUAUAAAUGCUUUCGUCAAGCAGCUAGUUGAGAUGCCACCCACGAAACAAGGAAGGAACCAUGGCUGCUCCCAAAGCUCUCAUCUGCGCCAUGAUCAUACUACUUGGAGUCGUCGGCUUCACCUGCCCUCGCGCCUCGGCAGGGCGUGUGCCAUCGGUCGCUCCGGUGCCGGUCCGUUGUGCAUCCACUGGCGAAUCGAACAUAGUAUCUGCAGGAACAGGGCUGAAUCGCUGCGGUAAGAGCUGCCGGCUGCGGUGGCUCAACUACCUCCGGCCGGGGAUCAAGAGAGGCAACAUCUCCAACGACGAAGAGGAGCUCAUCGUCAGGCUCCACGGGCUCCUAGGCAACAGGUGGUCGCUGAUCGCGGGGCGGCUGCCGGGGCGAACAGACAAUGAGAUCAAGAACUACUGGAACACCACCCUGAGCAAGAGGAUGCUGCAGUCCCACGGCGCCGGCUGCUCGAACCACCCGCAGGCCAAGCCGCCGCUGCCGCCGCAGGCCGGCGGCGAGGCGCAGGCCCCGCCCGAGGGCACGAGCAGCAGUCCGAUACGGACCAAGGCGCUGCGGUGCACCAACACGGUGCUGGCGGUAGCAGAGGGUUUCCACGAGCAGGGGCGUGCGGCGCCGGAGCACGUCGCCGAGGAGGAUCAGCUGGGGGACUGCCUGUCGAUCGGCUCGAUCGACCUUGAUCUGGAGGGCAUCGAGCUGGGCUUCAUGAUGAGCCCGUGGAGCGGCGCCGACGGCUUGGGCGGUCAGCAUUUCGGUGCACCGGGGACUGAGGCUGAUGAUCUGGAGGAGCUGCUCGGACUGGGAGGAGACGGCGACGGCCAUGGUGGCCUCGGGGACCUGGAGUUGGCGUGGCUUUGAUA